CUGCCAGUCGCAUCGGGCAACACCACAGCAAGCUCUCUCAAGUGUUUUUUUUAAUGGCUGUCAGUUUUAAUGGUUGGAUUUCUCUAAGCUCGAACCUGAAAGAAAGUCAUCUUUCGACCCGAAACGGCUUCUUUCUUUCGCGUUACUGUGUUUAAUCUGGUGCACGGAAGUUGCCAGCUACAGCUCCCCAGCCCGAAACACCAACUGUGGGGCCCCAGUCGCGGUGGCCACAUUCAGUCAGCCAAGAGCGUAGCAAAUAUCAGUCGAUAAUUACGACGAAACGGAACGCCCUGGGUCUGUGCCUGGCUGGUUCGUGUAAAUAAACCACGUUGGAGUGAUUCUUUUUCCACCCCCCCUCGUGUAAUCGUGUAAUUGACGAAACCACACAACAGCACGCAGUAGACGGAAGGAAGCAUUGAAGGAUCUCUCCCUAAUCCAAUGUCUAAACUAAACUCCCAUGGGGCUACAGGGCUUAAGAAUAUUAAUCUUGAAGAGAUAUGGACCGAUCUGGAAGCAGGGAUAAAGCAGGUGUACAAACGGGAGCUCAGUUUGGGCAUCGCACGCUACAUGGAACUCUACACACAUGUCUACAAUUACUGUACGAGUGUCCACCAGCAGCCCAACUCGCGCACGGGCUCGUCGAAGAUAUCGAAAAAAGGCAUCAGCGCACCGCCGGGCGGGGCCCAGCUGGUCGGCCAGGAGCUGUACAAACGGUUGAAGGAGUUUCUCGAGAACUACCUCGUGCGGUUGCACCAGAAUGGCAUCGAUCUGAUGGACGAGGAAGUGCUGAGCUUCUACACCAAGCGCUGGGAGGAGUAUCAGUUCUCGAGCAAGGUGCUGAACGGUGUCUGCGCCUACCUGAACCGGCAUUGGGUGAAGCGCGAGUGCGAGGAGGGCCGUAAGGAUGUGUACGAGAUCUACCAGCUGGCGCUGGUGACCUGGCGCGGCAACCUGUUCAAGCAUCUGAACAAGCAGGUAACGAACGCCGUGCUGAAGCUGAUCGAGCGCGAGCGCAAUGGGGAAACGAUCAACUCCCGGCUGGUGUCCGGUGUCAUCAACUGCUACGUCGAGCUCGGCCUCAACGAGGACGAUCCGCACGCCAAGGGUCAGAAUCUGUCGGUGUACAAGGAAAGCUUCGAGAACAUAUUCCUGGAGGAUACGGAACGAUUCUACACGCGCGAGAGUGCCGAAUUUUUGCGCGAAAAUCCCGUCACCGAGUACAUGAAGCGGGUGGAGCUGCGCCUGAACGAGGAACAGAAACGUGUACAGGUGUACCUGCACGAAAGCACACUGGACCGGCUGGCGGAGAAGUGUGAGCGUGUGCUGAUUCACAUUCAUCUCGAUCAGUUCCGGACCGAGUUCCAGAACUUGCUGAACUCGGACAAGAACCAGGAUCUGGGCCGCAUGUACUCGCUGGUCGCCCGCAUCAAGGCCGGUCUGUACGAGCUCAAAGAAAUCCUAGAAACUCACAUCCACAAUCAGGGCCUGGCGGCAAUAGAGAAAUGUGGAGACUCUGCUGUAAAUGACCCGAAAAUUUACGUCCAAACCAUUCUGGAAGUACACAAGAAAUACAACGCAUUAGUACUUACUGCUUUUAACAACGACAGCGGUUUCGUGGCAGCGCUCGAUAAGGCGUGCGGCAAGUUCAUCAACACAAACGCCGUCACCGAGCUGAGCAGAAGCGCCAGCAAGAGCCCCGAGCUGUUGGCUAAGUAUUGUGAUUUGCUGCUGAAGAAGUCUAGUAAAAAUCCGGAGGAAGCGGAACUGGAGGACACGCUCAAUCAAGUGAUGGUUGUGUUCAAGUACAUCGAAGAUAAGGAUGUGUUCCAGAAGUUCUACAGCAAGAUGCUGGCGAAACGGCUUUGCCAACACAUGUCGGCCAGCGACGAUGCGGAAGCGUCCAUGAUAUCGAAGCUGAAGCAGGCCUGUGGCUUCGAGUACACCAGCAAACUGCAGCGGAUGUUCCAGGACAUCGGUGUGUCGAAGGAUCUGAACGAUCAGUACCGGAAGCAUCACGAGAAGCUGCGGGACACGCGCAGCACGACACAGAACGAGAUAGAUUUCAGCAUUCUGGUGCUAUCGAGCGGAUCGUGGCCAUUCGGCCAGGGCUUUACAUUCUCCCUGCCCUUUGAGCUGGAACAGUCGGUCCAUCGAUUUAACAAUUUCUACGCCAAGCAACAUUCCGGCCGUAAACUGAACUGGUUGUACAAUAUGUGUCGCGGCGAGCUCAUUACGAACUGUUUCCGAAUGCGAUACACACUGCAGGCUAGUACCUUCCAAAUGGCCGUGCUGUUGCAAUUCAACGAAGAAACGGCCUGGAGUAUCAAGCAGUUGGGAGAAAACACUGGUAUCAACAAUGAAAAUCUUAUACAAGUGCUUCCAAUUUUGCUGAAGACGAAGCUACUUAACUGCUACGAAGGCGAAGGCAAGCUACACCCAGACUCCACCAUCGAGCUGAACAAGGACUUUAAAAACCGUAAACUCCGCAUCAACAUCAACUUCCCGCUGAAGUCGGAACUGAAGGUGGAACAGGAAGCGACACACAAAAACAUCGAGGAAGAUCGUAAGAUACUCAUCCAGGCGGCGAUCGUGCGUAUCAUGAAGAUGCGAAAGAUGCUCAACCACACGCAGCUCGUGAACGAAGUGUUGAAUCAACUGUCCACACGAUUUAAGCCGAAGAUUCAAGUGAUAAAGAAAUGUAUCGAUAUUCUGAUAGAGAAAGAAUAUCUGGAACGUCAGGAAGGACAAAAGGAUACCUACAGCUAUCUGGCUUGAUCAGUGAUAAUUUUAAUCAGUAGUGUAGUUAUCUAAAACAAAAACACGUAUUUUCAAUAUCAAACAUCCUAGCUGAGCGUACGUAAAAUACAAAAUCCCCCUCCUCCUCUAAGACAGAACAAAGGUGCGCCAUUGUGAAAACACCUACAAAGAAGGAUAGCAACGUUUAAAUAGUAAAUAGAGGCGAUAGGCGCGAUCAAACGUGACGUAAAAAAACGCAAACCAACAUAAACACGAAUGUAUCUUGAUAAACCAUACAGUGUGCAGCCACAGCCUCUCGGCCAAGGAGCGGGACAGGGACAUGUUACAGUAAAAAAAACCCUCAGACACAUCCACAACAGCCAAAACGGUCCCGGAAAGAGUGCGUGCGUGUGUGAUCGCACAUAAAGAAACAAUGAUGUGUGAGAUGCAGAGAACUAUGUAGAAAUGAUGUGUGGAAUUGCUCAUGCUGAAUGGACAAUUCCACCGGAACCGGAAACAAUGCCAGUAGCAGCAGGGGCAGCGACUGCAGCUAGCAAAAGGCGUGAGGCGCGUUGGAAGUGGAACGUAAAGGGCAGACAGACGAGAAGAGACAGAGGGAGAACAACAACAAAAAGCUAUAGAAUAAUAAUAUUGGUUGUCUGUUUUGUCUUA
Molecule: messenger RNA, 3408 nt
Organism: Anopheles coluzzii
Lineage: Eukaryota; Metazoa; Arthropoda; Insecta; Diptera; Culicidae
Gene: Cul1
Product: cullin-1
Exons: 12
Coding region: 439-2775 (778 amino acids)
Biological process (GO): SCF-dependent proteasomal ubiquitin-dependent protein catabolic process; protein ubiquitination
Cellular component (GO): SCF ubiquitin ligase complex
Molecular function (GO): ubiquitin protein ligase binding
Source: RefSeq, a predicted model, not a curated record